Molecule: messenger RNA, 783 nt
Organism: Phytophthora nicotianae INRA-310
Lineage: Eukaryota; Oomycota; Peronosporomycetes; Peronosporales; Peronosporaceae
Exons: 2
Coding region: 1-783 (260 amino acids)
Source: RefSeq, a predicted model, not a curated record
AUGGUUCGCAUUCUCAAGCCUUUCAGUGCCGUCAUCGCGACUAUGCUUUCUCUCGGUCUUGCUACCGCCGACACCGCCACCGUGUCGGUCCUUGGUGAUGCCACCUAUACGAUCCCGUCGUCUCGCGGAAAAGUCUGCAAGGGUACCGGUGCGUACCCGAGUGGAACGGCUUGUCCUCUGAAGGGUGACGAAGCCAGCGGCGGCUGCAGGGAAGGAGUUGCAUCGUACAAGCACGGCAAGUGCGUUGCCCCCAAGGUUGCUCAGUGUGUCCUUGUCUCGGACGAUACGUGGGGCUGUGCCUACCCGGAAAAGGAGACCGAGGCUCCGAGUGCGAGCACAGAUCCGAGGGUCUACCCCAGCGGAGGAUACCACAAGAAAGAUUCCAAGCACGGCGACUACCCCAAGGGAGACAAUAGGCAUGGAAACUACCCGAAGGGAGACUACAACCGCGGCAACUACCCGAAGGGCGACUACAAGCACGGUGACUACCCCAACGGAGACUACAACCGUGGCGACUACCUCAAGGGAGACAAUAAGUAUGGAAACUACCCCAGGGGUGACUACAAGCACGGUGACUACCCGAAGGGCGACUACAACCGCGGCGACUACCUCAAGGGAGACAAUAAGCAUGGAAACUACCCGAAGGGAGACUACAACCGCGGCAACUACCCGAAGGGCGACUACAAGCACGGUGACUACCCGAAGGGAGACUACAACCGCGGCAACUACCCGAAGGGCGACUACAAGCACGAUUACAAGCACGGCGACUACCCCGUAUGGUAG